This is a messenger RNA of Cyprinus carpio (common carp), 785 nucleotides long. RefSeq names its product nicotinamide riboside kinase 2-like. Gene Ontology annotation, cellular component: cytoplasm. Lineage: Eukaryota; Metazoa; Chordata; Actinopteri; Cypriniformes; Cyprinidae. The record is from RefSeq and is a predicted model, not a curated record.
UAGUCCAUCAAUGAAAUAGUAAAGAGAGGGAGAUUCUGGGAGAGAGAGGGGAGAGAGAGACUAAAGCAUUCCCGACUGAAUCGGCAAUUCAAGGAAGAGAUUCCUUUGCUAGAAAGACCAAUAUCAAAAAGGAUCAGAAUGAAGCUUAUUAUUGGAAUAGGAGGUGUGACCAAUGGAGGCAAGACAACUUUGACGGGAAGACUCAUAAAGAACUUACCAAACUGUUGUGUUGUACAUCAAGAUGAUUUUUUCAAGCCCCAGGAUCAAAUAGAGCUCGGGGAGGACGGCUUUAAACAAUGGGAUGUGAUUACCGCCUUGGACAUGGAUGCCAUGGUGAACACGGUUAAGGGAUGGAUGGAGAACCCGGUGAAGUUUGCACGCUCCCACGGCGUGACCGUUUCACCCGUAUCUGACGGCUCGGACCCUGAGCGCGAGAUCCACAUACUCAUUAUAGAGGGAUUUCUUCUUUAUAACUACAAGCCUUUGCUUGACGUCUACAGCAAGUGCUACUAUGUCACCAUUCCAUAUGAGGAGUGCAAAAGGAGAAGAAGUAUGAGAACUUACACCGUUCCUGACCCUCCUGGUCUGUUCGACGGCCACGUUUGGCCCAUGUACUUGAAACACAGGCUGGAGAUGGAAAACUGUGGCCUAGAUAUCCAAUAUCUGGACGGAAUGAGAACAAAAGAUGAGAUCUAUAACCAAGUUUAUGAAGACAUUCAGAACUCACUGUUGAACAUCUUAUAGCAUCUCCAGUUGGAAUGAAGAUGUGUGUAUAGAACUGUAAA